AUGACAUACAACUUUUGCGACGAGUAUGGCAGGCCGUAUGUUUUAAUACGGGAGCAGGAGACGCGGCAGAAAACCGAAGAAAAGAACAUUCUGGCAGAGAACAUUGACAACUUCUGUGGCAUUGUGGACACGCUAAGCACUUCGGUGGGGCCGUUUGGAGCAGAUAAAGCAAUAAUAAGCGCAGAUGGAGAAGUAACCAUAACAAAUGACGGCGCGACCAUUCUAAAAGAGAUGGAUCUUGAGGGAACUCCAAUGGGAAGGCUAAUUACGCAGCUCAGCUCAGCGCAGGAUGAUGAAGUGGGAGAUGGAACCACAAGCAUAGUAAUAAUAGCGGCAUCUCUUCUGAAAGAGGCCAAAAAACUUGCAGCAAAGGGAAUGCAUCCGCUAAAAAUAAUUAGAGGAUACGAAGAAGCGCUAGAAAUAGCACUUGGCGUUAUUGAGAAGGAGUCAGUGCAGCCAGCAAAAGAAGAGCUCCAUGCCAUGAUGGAGAAGGUUGCGCAAAGCACUCUGUGCAGCAAGGUAGUGAGCAGAGACAUUGACAACUACAUAAAAAUAGCAAUUGAAGCAGUGGAGGCUGUGCAGGAUGCGCGGGGAGAGGCCAACCUGGAGCUGAUUAAGAUUGAAGGAGAAACCCAGAUGGGAAUGAGUGAGCUAAUUAAAGGGGUAUAUAUUUCAAAGGAAUUUAGCCAUUUCCAGAUGCAAAAGGAAAUAGAAGAUGCAAAAAUAGCAAUCCUUGCGUGCCCGUUCGAGCCACCUAAGGUAAAGAUAAAACACGACCUGAACAUUACCACAGUGGAGGAGUUCCAGGAGCUCUCAAACUACGAAAAGAAGGUUUUUGCAGAGAUGAUACAGACCAUAAAGGACUCAGGUGCCACAGUGGUACUGUGCCAGUGGGGGUUCGAUGACGAAGCAAACUCUCUUCUUAUGCAGGCAGGCAUCUCUGCAGUAAGAUGGGUUGGCGCACAGGAGCUAGAGAUGGCAGCAAUCCACACAGGAGCACACAUUGUCUCAAGAUUUGAAGAUCUAACAGAGGAGUCUCUGGGAAGCGGGUGCGUGGUUGAAGAGAGCGGGAGUAUAAGAAUAAGAAACCCAGAAAAAACCUGCGCGGUGACCAUACUUGUACGAGGAGCAACAGCUGCUAUAAUUGAAGAGACAAAAAGAAGCAUGCAGGACGUGCUCUGCGUAGUAAGAAACCUUAUAAGAGAUCCAAAGGUAGUGAAGGGAGCAGGCACAAUUGAUCUGCUUUGCGCAAAGGCAAUAGUAGAAGGAAUGCCAGGAUCGAUAGGAAAUGGAUACUCAAAGGCUUUGCAGGAGCUACCCAUGGCCUUGGCGCGUAAUAUGGGCGAGGACCCUAUUGCAAAAAUAUCAGAGGGCAUUGCAGACAAUAUAUGGGAGGGCGCAUACUCCAAGAAGCACCAGCUAAUACUAGCCACACAAACUGCUAAGUCCAUCAUACGAAUUGAUGAUGUUUUUGGAGUAUAA
Messenger RNA from Nematocida ausubeli, 1482 nucleotides. RefSeq lists its product as uncharacterized. Gene Ontology annotation, cellular component: chaperonin-containing T-complex. NCBI's taxonomy places the organism in Eukaryota, Fungi, Microsporidia. The record is from RefSeq and is a predicted model, not a curated record. Gene Ontology annotation, molecular function: ATP hydrolysis activity; ATP-dependent protein folding chaperone; ATP binding. The transcript has a single exon. Gene Ontology annotation, biological process: protein folding. The coding region runs from base 1 to 1482 and encodes 493 amino acids.